Gigantopelta aegis is the source of this 4539-nucleotide messenger RNA. Its product is annotated as thioredoxin domain-containing protein 11-like. The record is from RefSeq and is a predicted model, not a curated record. Lineage: Eukaryota; Metazoa; Mollusca; Gastropoda; Neomphalida; Peltospiridae. The transcript has 14 exons. The coding region runs from base 264 to 2834 and encodes 856 amino acids.
CACCCAAAGAAGGCCCCCAAAAUAAACCUGACUACUUCGACUUCCUGUUUUGACAAACUUAUCUCCCUUGGGGGGUUAGAAUUUUUAUAAACUUUUUCUUUUCCUUCAGUAAAAAGUAAUCUAUCGUGUUUAAAUUCUUUUUGUCGGAUUCAUUGCUUUACAUGUCUGUAAUUAUUGCAAUUAAGCUUUCUGAACAUUUUUUAACAACCGGCAGAUGCUGGUUUGGAAAGCGUGCUUUCGAAAUGUGACGUGGACUAAAGCCAAUGGAGAGCGCUGUCGCGAACCCAACAUCACACGUUGCACACCCCAGCGUCUGGUAUAGAGCUAUGACGAGACACCCAGAACUGUUUCUUCUGGCUAUAACACUGUCAGUCACUGUCAUAUCUCGAUAUGGAAACAGCCUCAAGUCUAAGCCGAUCACGAUUCCUCCGCGGCCACCUAAAAGGUUCUUCCCUCUCGGUUCGCCAGUGCUCGAGUUCCCGUAUGGUGAGCUGGAUCCAGUUGUUGAGCUGCUGGGUCAGGAAGAAGUGAUUUUCCUCAUGUAUUACGCCCCCUGGUGUGCCAAGUCAAUGGCAGUCCGCUGGGAGUUCAACAAAGCAGCCAAACAUCUACAGAACCAGGUUAAGUUUGUAGCAGUGAACUGCUGGUGGCCAGAUGGGCAGUGUCGCAAGCGCUACAAGUUUCUGAUGUACCCUGUUCUGUUUGUGUACUACCUCAACAUAGACGGCUACCGGUAUUUGGGUGUCUUGUCAGCUGAUCACAUGGUGAAGUUUUUAGAAAAUAUCAUGUAUCCUCUGACUUCAUUUCAUCGCAAAACAGAGAUCCUAGACUUUAUUGCACGCCAUGAUUCUGCUGUUCUUGGGUACUUUGACUUCAAUGCUUCCCCACAGCCACCUGGAUUUCAGCAGUUUUACCUGGCUUCUAUGAGAGUUGUGGAACAUGAUCCACAUCAGCCUGUGAAGUUUGGUGUUACCUUCCAAAAGCAACUUGCCGAGGUGUUUAACCUAACAGAGUCACGAGAUGUCAUUAUGCUUCGAGUUGCCAACACCACUGUGAAAUAUUCCAGGGAUUCCAACUUCACCUCCACUCAACUGGUGUCCUGGUCUUUGAUCAAUAGACAAAAACCGAUUGUCAAGUGGCUUUCUCCACUGGGUGUCAAGAGUUUGGCAAUGUCGACAGAGAUUUCCAGAGGUCCAGCUGUAAUUGGAUUCUACUCCCACAAUUCUCUCUUUGACACCAACCAGCCAUUUCAUGUGAUGAAAGAUAUUGCCUUGCAAUUCAGGAAUUGUAGCGACAGUGCCAAUAUUUCCGACAUCAUUAUGAGAUGGCGACAGCAAGCGUUAAGAGCUGCAGUUAGCUAUCAAGAAGUUGUCAAGUUCUGCGACAAGUAUCGCAAGCAGCAGCAUACUGAUCUCAGCAAGAUGAACUGCUGCGUAACCGUGGUGACAUCACUAGAACAGUCGUCACACAAAAAUAUUUGUGAAUACUGUGUCCACAGGCAGAGUCCUACGCUAAACAGUCUUAAUGGCUGUUCGCUAAAUUUCGACAAUAGACAGCUUCCUAAAUGGACUACUUUACAGACGAACAUUUGUCAGAAUUCAAUAGAAAAUUACAAUACUUUCGAAUAUCACAGUUUGUGCUGUAGAGACUGCACGGAAUUGUAUCAGAACGCGGUUGUAUAUAGUUUUUCACCCAAGUCUUUCAGUUCUGACAAGAGAAAGCUCACAGACCGAUAUUUGUGGCAGAGCUUAGAAAAUUACCCCAAGCGGUUGUGUAGCAAGUUGACUCUGCAGAAAGUGGAGGGUGUGAGGGCGUACAGAGAUUUGGUCCACUUUGAUCAUGAAGCAAUACUGAGUAACAUUUCAGGCCUUGGCUGUCGGACUAACAAAACAAUCAGUUUCUAUGCAAUGGAUGCCGUCCACCAUUCUGUUUUCGCAGAGCGCCUCGGCGUCAAUAUUUCCAGUCUACCAAGUCAGCCAGCUGUAGUCAUUGUAGAUAAAGAGAAUGAAGAAGAAUAUUUGCUCAAAGAAAACUUCACAGCAGCUAGUGUUGCAUCUUUUGUUAUUAAUUUCACAACGGGUAACAUACGACGACACUUACGGUCGAUGCCAGUAUUGAUCUCAAACUGUGAUAACAAUCAAAAUGAAGUGUGCAUAACAGAAGUCAACUCCGAAACAUUUCAGCAAAUAGUGAUGGCAGCUAAAAAGGAUGUCAUGGUGUUAAUGUAUUCGCACUGGUGUGGGUUUUGUGCUUCCAUGGCUCACAACUAUCUAACUCUCAGCCGCUACUUCCAGACUGCAAGUAGCAUUUUGUUCACAAGAUUCAAUGCCGACGAGAAUGAUCUUCCAUGGGAGCUAACUGUGGAGUCAUAUCCGGUUCUCAUCUUCUUCCCAGCUGACAGAAAAGCUGACAGCAUUGUGUUUCCCAGGAGCGUUGAAAUGUCACUUCCUAAUCUAAUCCGGUUUGUCCUCCAGCAUUCCAAUCACAAGCUGCGUCUGCAGGCUGCACUGGCCGUCUGCUCUGUCACCUGCAUUCGCAGGAACCGCGAUUACGCAAGGAGCUCUCGCCGCGAUCUCGAGCAGCGGCGGUUACGUCUUCAGGGCACCCUCAUGCAUCUGCUGUCGACCGUCGACACGGGCACCGCCGCUCGCCGAAAGUACACGGAGCUCUCCAUCCGCAGUGUCAGCAGAAGACUGAUGGAAAUGAGCAAGGAAAUAAGCGUCGUUGUCAGGUUGUUGAAGCUUUUGGAGUCAGAAAUUGACCCAUUACCACUGCAGGACUUUCUGGAAGAAGGAGGAGGAGAGCAUUUAGAAAGUGACAGCCCAGCAAGCUGACCCACUGUCUUUCCAUGACUCUUUAUUUAUUUAUUGUCAUAUUCAUACGUUCCUGUGCUGUGUAUAUUCUGUAUAAUUAUUCAUUUAUUUUUCUUUCGUACCUGCUUAUGCAAGAUGGAAUCGGUUCAUGUGGAAUACAGUGUUUAUUACCCACGUGGCCGACAUCUGGAUGUGUCAUAAAAAUAUAUGUUGCAAGAGGCUAGCAUUAUACACAUUAAUCCUAGCAGGGAAAUAUGAUAAAAUCUUGCCGUUGCUCAUGAGGUCAUACGAGAAUUUUACUUCCGGUAUAUUUUUCAUUUGGGUCAGCUCAGAACGACGGUUGAAUAUGAAAUUGUAUAUGAAACGUAGACCCUUGGUGGUUGAACUUUGACUGGGAAGGGGGUGGCGAAUGGGUGAAGGGGGUGGGGAAUGGGUGAAGGGGACUGCAUGCAUGGGAAAAUCUUGUCAUCAGGACAAGACUUCCACCAUCUCUGGUGUACUAUUUAUAAUGCUUAGUUAUGAUAUAUUCUUGUUAUCUCUAGUCGAACCUAGAAGAACUUACAGGUACCUGUAUUUACUGAAAGCUUAUUGUUGUAGAUAUACUGAUUCUAAAUAAUUCCUGAUAUACAUGUAUCUGCAGUAUUCUGAUGGACUUGCAGAAAGUUUUGUGUUUCAAAUUUGUAUUCAACCCCACUUUUUCAUUUCAUUUUGUAUCAUAAAAUCAUGCACAUUUGUGAAAAACCUAUUAGGAAAGGCUCGCCUAGAACUGAUUAAAUGUUUAGAUUUAAAAAAAUUUAAUGUACCCAUCACCCGCAAAAUAAAAUUGUAUUUAAACGAAUGGAGAGAAAAAGAUAUAGCAGACACACUAGGCAUACAGUAAUAAUUAUGGUGCAGCCAGCCUGCCCCAUGUGAUCAGUUUUAGCACAGCUCUAAAAAUAAUAAUUAUAUUAAUAAAUAAAUAAAAUGUCCCUUCCUUCCAACUAGAAAUGGCAGCUGCAUGUAGCUCAAGGGUACUUGUUUGAAUUGAUAGGCUGUGUUAUUGAUCCAUUCAGUUCUGUUCUGACCAUCCCAUUUACUGCUACAUGACUUACACAUCAACUGAAGUAUGUGGUAAGUGCUGUCCUGUCUUGGAAAGUGAUAUAGAAGGCCCUAUGCUGGAAGGAAUGGGCAUCAUCAACUCGUUCAGGCCUGUAAACCAUUUUGGAAACUACAACAGAAGCCGAAGAUUAGCACAGCGAAAACGCCUAGGGGUGAAAGGGUUAAAUAGGGGUGUUGUUACUAUAUGUUUGAUUUCUGAUGGCCAGUAAUAAUCAUUGUGUUGAGGUCUCAUGUUUUGAACUUGCUUGCCUUCCUUUUCAACUGAUUAAUAUACAUUGUAUGUGUAACUGGACUGUACAUCACAUCUGUAUAUAGUGAAAUACGUCUGUUGUACAUAUUUAUUUAAUAUUUACAUGAUUAUUUCUUUUUUAUGCAUCUUUUUAACAAGAGUAUUUUGAAGUGAAUUACAAGUCAUGUAAAUAUCAUAAAUUGAAGUCACUUUCAUGAAUUGAAGUCACUUGUCAUGAGUUGUGAUUUACAAGUUAUUUACUUGUCAUGAAUUACUAGUCAUUUUAUAUGCCCAUCUAUGAUGGGUCGUAUUAUGGUAUGGCAUUGUCUGUUCGUCCAUCCGUACAUCUGUCUGUUAACUUUUUCUUGUCCGGACCAUAUCUUACAUACAGAUGCAUAC